Molecule: messenger RNA, 554 nt
Organism: Sinocyclocheilus rhinocerous
Lineage: Eukaryota; Metazoa; Chordata; Actinopteri; Cypriniformes; Cyprinidae
Product: glucagon-like
Exons: 4
Coding region: 91-465 (124 amino acids)
Biological process (GO): response to starvation
Cellular component (GO): extracellular region
Molecular function (GO): hormone activity; glucagon receptor binding
Source: RefSeq, a predicted model, not a curated record
CUGGGAGCCAGGAAGGAGAAACCAGUGAGGCAACAUCAAAAUCUUUGACUUUAUUUCUCCGUGACGACCCAACGCAAUCCAGGUAAGAUAAUGACAAGGAUCUACGCCUUCAUUGGACUUUUACUUCUUAUUCUGAUCCAGAGCAGCCUGCAGAUUCCCAUACAAGAAACCAUGGAAGAAAACUCCAGCCUUAUGUCUGAGGACGCACUAUUUAGUGACCCAAGAGAAGUAAACAACAUGAAGAGACAUUCAGAAGGCACAUUCUCAAAUGAUUACAGCAAAUACCUGGAGACCAGGAGAGCACAAGACUUUGUUCAGUGGUUAAUGAACUCCAAGAGAAGCGGAGUCCCCACACGACGGCACGCAGACGGCACAUUCACCAGUGACGUCAGCUCUUACCUGCAGGAGCAGGCGGCAAAAGAGUUUGUGUCCUGGCUAAAAACAGAAAGAGGACGACGCGAGUGAGGAUUCACGACAACGAGAUAAAAACUAGCCUGCAUAACUGUGAUAUCCGACACUGUUUUAUAAUGCCUAGUGCUGUCAGUUUCACUGAA